This is a messenger RNA of Stomoxys calcitrans (stable fly), 2616 nucleotides long. Its product is annotated as microtubule-associated protein futsch. The transcript is spliced from 4 exons. The record is from RefSeq and is a predicted model, not a curated record. NCBI's taxonomy places the organism in Eukaryota, Metazoa, Arthropoda, Insecta, Diptera, Muscidae. Bases 467 to 2029 code for a protein of 520 amino acids.
GACACAGCUCGUUUCUCUGCAUUCACCACUCUCUACUGUGUCAAACUACGCGGCGUUAGUUACGUUGGUGAAAUUACACAAAUAUUACACAAAAUUUCGUUUGUUUACAAAAAAAUUUGUAAUUUUCGUUUCAUUUAAAUAAAAAUAUAUUAAAAAAACUACAGAAAACACAGGAGAAAAGUGCAUAAAAACUGUACGUUAAAAAAGAACGAAGAGAAAACCAGAAAAAAAUUUUGUGCCUGUAGUUGUUGUGUUCGUGUAUGAGUGGAAGUUUCAAUACAAGCAAAGCAACCUACGUUUUUUCGUGUGAAUACCAAAAAAGAGAAGUGUGCUGUGGCAAUUCUAAGUGAAAAUAUCUUCUUUCGUGUAUAUUGUUUGAACAAAUUGAAUUUUUGAUUUUGUAAAAGCCAAACGUUGUAAGGGAUUUACACAAUAUAUUGAAAUUCAGUACAAACAAAUAGGAAACAUGUCUGAGGUUGUUGAAAAUAUUGGUGAACAACAAAAUAGCGCGCCAUCUAAUGAGGCAGCGCAGCCAACAGAGGCGGCAGAAGUAGAGAUUACGAAAAAAGAUGAAGUUGAUGCUUCUUCAUCUGCUGCCGCCCAUAAUGAAGCCGAAAAAACUGCCACCAACAAGUCUCCAGAUGCUGAUGAGGAGUCUAAUUUAAUGCCAAAACCGGCUGAAGAAUCAUCGUCACCAGUUGCGGAGAACAAAAAGACUCCCGCUAAGAGAACUCCAUCUAAACGCAUGUCCUUUAUUGAACGUGCUCAAAAAGAAAGCGAAGAACUGGUGAAAAAUAUGGGAGGAAGUUUGGAAAUGGAAGGAGGUCGACGAACACGUUCCAGCGCAAGAGGAACACCGACAAGAGCUUCUGCAGCAGCUACACCACCUCCAGCCAAAAAGGCGCGUACAUCUCCAGCUAGUGGUACAUCUACGCCUACUCGAGGCCGUGCCCGCGGGCGUAAGUUGGACACUUCGGUUGACACCGCCGCCGAUCAAGAAGAUGUAGAAGAAGAAGAAGAGGUGGAAGCAAAACCUACACCCAGCAAAAAGAAGACGCCAGCUAAAGGAAAAGGCAAGGCUGCCGCUAAAAAUGAUGAAGAAGAGGAAAUCACUCCAGAAAAUAAAGAAGAAGACAAAAAAACAGAAGGAGAUACAGAAGAAGUAUCAUCGGAAGAUAAAGUUGAUUCAGAGGAGCAAAGUAAAAAGGAAGAAAUUCCUAUGGAAACUUCUGUCCCUGAAGUGGAAGAAGAAAAGGCUACAGAAAAAUCGCAGGAGUUGGUCGAGGACACUGCCGUGGAACAACCUCCAGCUACAGUGGAAAAGGAUAUUCCUCCAAAUGAAGAUGCCACAGUUAUUGCCUUGCCUUCCGUAGCCGAAGAGACACUAAGUCAGACCGCCUCUUUAGUGGAAGAAACUUCUAAGAAACCUGAUGAGGUAGUGGUUGUGCAAUCAGACUCAGAUGAUAGCCCCAUGGGAUCUGACGAUGUUGAGCUGAUUGAGAAUGUGGCUAAGGAAGUUGAAACACAGCCAGCACCAGCUGUUGUUCCUCAGAGUGAGAAAGCUGAUGAAACUAAAGUUAAAGCACCUGCAGUUAUUGAUAACACACCUGAACCCAUGGAAGUCGAUUCUAGUUCUGCUAGCGAAGAUGUUGUCGACAAAAUGUCCGACGAUGUAACAAUAGUGGAAACUUCAUCGCAGCCACAAACAGCAGUCGAAGCUGAUGUUGUUGAUUGCAUAACUGAUAGUAAAGCUGCGGAAGUGGAGAUCGUUAAAGAAAAUUCCGUUGAAAUUGUUGCCUCUGUUGAUGCCAUUGAAACUACAAACAAUUCAAGCACAGUUAAUUCAUCAGAAGAUCCUGCACCUGCCGCCACUAUUGUUAAUAAUAAUGCGGACGAAACAACACCUGCUACUAAUAAAAAUAGUGAAAGUGACUUAUGUGAACCAAAAAUUGCAACAUCACCCCCAAUAACAACAGCGACUACUGACAACAACAGCUCAGUCACAACGACGCCGCAGACAUGUAAUUAGCUUGGAAGCUAUACAGAAACAACACCUAAGCAGUAAAUUCACACACAAACACACCCACGCCCACAUACAAACAAACAAAUAAAUAUCUAAAGUCUAUAUCAUUUUUAACAAAAGCAAAUAAUUAGAAAGAGUUAAACCCUUUUUAUAAAAUUAAAUUAAAGAAUAGCAACUACGUGCUCCCUUCUAAACUGUUUUAAAAUCUUCGCCUGGCAUGUUGUCUUUUAUUUUUUUUUUAUUAUUAGGUUUAGUUACAUCUUUUAACAAACAAAAGAAGAAAAAAUAGAUCUAACCUUUUUCAAAAAUAUAUACCUAUAUAUUCUAUUUUGGAUUUAUGACAUUUAACAAAUUCUCCCUAAGCCCCCUGCCCCACUACACCGAUACUACCGAUAAGUCAUACAUUGUUUUCAAAAUGUAUAUUAACUAAAAUAGCAAACAAAACAAUUAAAUUCUUCAUAUAUAUAAAUAGUUAUAUAAACUGGAUUAAUAGUUUUUACGUCUAAAGUUAAAAUUAAAAUAUUAUUAAUUAAAACAAAGUUCAACAAAGAAAAUAAAUAAAUAAAACAGAAAUGGAAAUAAAUGCAAACAAA